Molecule: messenger RNA, 1265 nt
Organism: Dimorphilus gyrociliatus
Lineage: Eukaryota; Metazoa; Annelida; Polychaeta; Dinophilidae
Source: the annotation of a GenBank genome assembly
ACUUCCGCUUGAGAAAGACUCUGUUAACCUGGUAUAAUUCCAUGCGUUUUUACUACUAUAUGCAUUCUUCAACUAAAUUCUAGCGGGAAAGAAUUCAACGAAAAAUGACCACUAAUAAUGAUUUAGACUUAUUAAAACUAAUAAGUGACAGACUGAAAGAUGACCCUCUAAACCUAACGGAUGAGUUUGAUCAAGAAAACGAAAAAGAUCAAAAAGAGACAGACAAAAAGUUAACAGCUCUACAAAAUUGGAAAGAAAAGUACGAAGGUGAAGAAUGGUUAGAACAAUUGGAAGAGGAGCUAAAGGAACUUUCAGAUUCCCCUAUAAACGAACAAGAUUUGAAAGAUAAGUCUUCAGAUGAAAUAUUCAACCUCAUUUGUCAACGUUUGGAUAAAGAAAAUUGGAUAAAAUUCGCUUCCGAUCUUCAAUUGAUUGAAGAAGAAGAGACAGACGAGAAGGACGAUAGCGAGCAACUAGAUUCUGCAGCGUUUUUGUGUUUGCUAAAAGACAAGUGGUUAAAUGGUGAAAGUACUCUUUCUAUCGAACAAACAGAUAAAUUAAAAGAUGCUUUAAAAAAAAUUGGUAGAGAAGAUAUUUUAGAAGCUGAAGAGUUUCAAAAUUCUAAUCCUGUCCCAACAGAUCUAUGUACUGAUACGAUAGAAGACGAUAUAUCAGAAGGUUGCGUAACAGCUGUUCAAAAGGUUGUGCAAGUUGUUACCGAGCAUUCAAAAGUACUCACUUCUACUUCUCAUAGCUCUGAGGAAAAAGACGAAGAUGAGAAGGAUGAAAAAGAAGAGAAACUUGUUGCAAGUGUUAAGGAAGAACGUGUCGUAGUUGAAAAGAGAACAGAGUUUAGUGAGAAAACUCAAACAAUAGAAACGAAACAAGAAGUUAUUGUAUCAACACAAAAAACUGUUCAAGUUGUUGAGGAAGAGAUUGUGAAAGAAGCAGACGUAAAAGUAGAAGUAUCACCUUCAAACGACAAAGAAGCUAAGGAAACAAACGGUGAGACUGCUGACGAAAAACAGAGUGAUGCCGACUGUAAGGAAAAGGAUGACAGUAUAGAGAAUAAAGAGAAUGAUAAAAGUAAAGAGAAUGGUGAAGAUGAAGAAGAGAGUGAAAAUAGAGAGCAAGAUGAAAAUCAAGAAAAAAAUGGUACAAAGGAUAAAGUAGAAAUCCCUGAUAGCAAAGACGAUGGCAAAAAGAAAAAGAAGCGAAGCAUUCCCAAACUCUUCUCUUGUUUCUCAAAAAAAGAAGCUGAUUAA